Molecule: messenger RNA, 6547 nt
Organism: Larimichthys crocea (large yellow croaker)
Lineage: Eukaryota; Metazoa; Chordata; Actinopteri; Sciaenidae
Product: RNA-binding protein MEX3B
Exons: 4
Coding region: 764-2737 (657 amino acids)
Molecular function (GO): RNA binding
Source: RefSeq, a predicted model, not a curated record
CAGACACAAUGGCAGUGACAGCAGGAGCUUCGCGUGGAUGCUCUCCUCUUGCUGCAUGUGGCCUUUGAACCCAUUGUUGUGUCGCGGGUGACGUCAGUGCCGUGUGCGGGAGACGGAGCGGCGUGCGCCUGGCGAGACAAAGGCGGCGGAGCGAGCGGGGUCAGGCAGCAGCAGCGAGCGGCAGCAGCAGCAAAGAGAGAAAGAGAGACAGAGAGAAAGAGAGAGAGAGAGACGAGAUCAGUGUUUUGUUUUUUUUGUAACUAAAAAGGUGUCUAACCUUGGAUUUUUCAGCUAUUGUAUCCCAGCCGAUACGCAGAAUGAAGAUCCAGUGACACUCCCAGGGAUUUACUUUGACUCUCCAGACAGAGAGGAAACAACAGUGCCCUCCUCCUCCUCCUCCUCCUCCUCCUCCUCCUCUCCGGUUUGAACGUUUUUCUCCUACGCCCCCCAUUUAGCGUGCUAGUUGAGUUAGCUAGCCCAGCUAGCUCCCCUUACUAGCGUCGCGCAGCGCACACACACACACACACACACACACACACACACACACACAGAGGCACAGGUCUCCUCCUCCUCCUCCUUCUCCUUCUCCUCCUGGCUGCUGCUUUCUCAUCUUUCUCCCCGAGAAACUGGGCGACACGCGAAGAGACAGAGAGAGGCUCUCGUCGACAAAAGAAAAGCCAGCGCAAAAAGAGGGUGAGAGCUCACUCCCAACAAAACACAACAAGGCAUCCGUGAUCUGAUGUGAGAUCCACGGACAGAGACUAUGCCUAGCCCUUUAUUCCACCCCGAGAUUAUGGACCACGACGUGGUGAUCAGCAGCCAGCACAGCGGGGUCGGUAUGCCCCGUGAGACGGACCAGGAGUCCCGGGAAGAGGACCACCAAGAGGCGCUACGCUUCGCCUUGGACCAGCUGUCACUCAUGGCCCUGGAUAAGGUGGACUGUGGGGGCGGCGGUGGUAGCGGCGGCAGCGGCGGCGUCGACACCCUCGAUGGGUCCCAGGGUCCCGGCUCUGAGGGCUGCAACGGCGUGGGCGGAGGGGGCUACGUGGAUCUACAGAUGCUGGAGCAUCCCAACGGGUCCCGAGACUCGCCGACUUCCUGCUCUCCAUCCCCGGAGUACUACGGCUCGGGCGGGUACCACAUGGCCGGCUCACACUCCAUGCUCCACGGGGAACAAAGCUCCGUCCUCUGCAGCAGGAAAAGAAGUGUCAACAUGACUGAGUGUGUGCCUGUGCCCAGCUCUGAACAUGUGGCUGAAAUAGUGGGCAGACAAGGUUGUAAGAUCAAGGCCUUGCGUGCCAAAACGAAUACUUACAUAAAGACUCCUGUCCGAGGCGAGGAGCCGGUGUUCAUCGUGACGGGACGCAGGGAGGACGUGGAGAUGGCCAAACGCGAGAUCGUCUCUGCAGCCGAGCACUUCUCUAUGAUCCGGGCAUCCCGCUGCAAAGCCGGAGCACCAGGUGGAGGGGGAGGAGGCUCUCUACCCGGACCGCCACACUUACCUGGACAGACCACCAUACAGGUGAGGGUGCCCUACAGAGUAGUCGGUUUAGUAGUUGGACCAAAGGGAGCAACUAUCAAGCGCAUCCAGCAGCAGACUCACACCUACAUCGUGACGCCCAGUCGAGAGAAAGACCCGGUGUUUGAGGUGACCGGCAUGCCGGAGAACGUGGACCGAGCGAGGGAGGAGAUCGAGACCCACAUCACCCUGCGAACUGGAACCUUUGUAGACCUGCAGGGAGACAAUGACUUCCACUCCAAUGGCACUGAUGUCAGUCUAGAAGGCUUGGGCGCCCUGGCCGGAGGUUUGGGGGCGUCUCUGUGGUCCAGGGCCACUGGCCACCAUUCUGCCCCCCCUCCUCCUCCGCCCUCCCCACCUCCUCCCAUUCCCAUGUCCAUGCACCACUCCUCCGGCCGGAAGAUGUCCUCGUCAGUCGCCUACCACACGCACAACGGCGGGAUGAGCUCAGACAGCUUCAACGCCACUCGCAAAGCCAACGAGGGAGGCAGCCCCACUAGCCCUUUUAGCACAGGCUCCAGCAGUGCUGGAGGAGGAUUCACUUUCGGUGGUGACUCCACCCCCGGGCUGCCCUCCUCAGAGGAACUGGGCUUUGAGUUCAGCGCUUCCAACAUCUGGGCACCUUUUGUCAACGGUGGAACAGGCAACAAGACGGCCGGGUCCUCCCAGCAGCAACAGCCUCUUCGUCGCAACAGCAGCGGCCUCAGCGGUGGAGCCAUCACUCCAAGAUUGUCUCCAACUCUGCCUCAGGACACAGGCGUGGGCCCACUGGAUCAUCCACUAGCCCGUCGUGCCCAGAGCGACCCCCUCAGCACUCUCUCCUGGCUACAGUCCGGCAGCACCGGAGGUGGCUCCUUCUCAGGAGCGUCCAGCUCGAGCUCCGGCGGGUCGUCGACCGGUUACUCCUCCUGCUCGGCCUCCUCCCUGCCCGGUGGUUCACCCACUGACUCCGAGGGAGGCAGCAGCGGCGUGGGCCUCAGCUCCGGGAUGCUGAGCCGACUGAAAGGCGGCCCCGGCGUCGCCGGCCUGGUGGGCGUCAGCCCCGGGAUCAACAGGGACUGCUUUGUGUGUUUCGAGAGCGAGGUGACCGCAGCCCUGGUGCCUUGCGGCCACAACCUGUUCUGCAUGGAGUGCGCCGGGCAAAUCUGCCAGUCAGCCGAGCCUGAGUGCCCCGUCUGCCACACUCCCACCACACAGUGCAUCCGCAUCUUCUCUUAAUGCCCCGGCAGGGGGUUGGGGAGGGGGGGUAAAUAUGAGGAGAGGGCAGGAAGAAGACUGGAGUGGGGCACCAACUGCGGAAGGAUUCACACUAAUAACCUUCACACACACACACACACACACAUGAUGGACCAUAAUAAAUGCAUUACUAGAGAUGAUGAUACUAUACGGAUGUUGAUUUAUUGCUGAUAGCUGUCAAAAUUAAUAAUAACAAUAAUAAUAAUGACAAUGACUUAUUUUCAGAGUGAAGUGAAUUCACACUGAUCUGCAGACAGUCGGGGCUCAGACUGUGGUGAACUUAUGGAAGGAAACUAGUGUCUUAUCUCUCUUCAGGCCUUCAUUUUGACCGGCCGCCGGUCCGUCUCAACAUUUCUUCAUCCUGGCUUCUUCAGAUCUCUGCCUGCUUUCUCUCUCACAGCCUUUCCUUUUGACACUUUUGUACUUAACAGAUAUUUUUCGAUGAAGCUGUCAACGAGGCCUGCACUUUUCUACUCUUACCCUUAUUUUAAUGUCCUUGACAGACCUGUUCCGAUGAAAAUCGCCCCCUCUCCCCUCACUCAUGCUGUUGUUUUUCGCGACACGAAGCGGCGGUGACGGCGGCGGCGGCGGCAGCAGGGGGUGGGGGAGUUAGUAUUUUUCUGUAAGAGUGGAACUUUUUUUAAAAAAAAAGGUCGGCAUAUAGUCAGGCACCAAGCGGAACAGCACACCCAAGGGACCUCUUAAAGGAUGAAUUCCUGUUUUUUCUCGUUGCCACACACAAAUUAGCCAUCAGUGAUGCCAAAUGAAUGCUAUUAAUAGACGUCCUGAUCAAAUUCAAUAACGUGGAGGAUGAAUUGGGAUGAGUCUGCGCCGCGUUUCAAACGUGGCCGCUCAUGUUAAUAUUCCUUUUUAAUAAGUGAGACAUCGGUGAUCUGUAGGAAUGUGUCUGAGGUCAGUCUUCUGUACGUUUGGGCUGCCUGACAAUCCCUUUACAUCUCUCUCUUUCUCUCUCUCUCUUUCUCUCUUUCAUUUGUGUGUGUGUGAGUGAAUAAUGCCCACUCAUGCUGUUUGUUACAUCAGCAUCAUCGUGCAUCCUCACCACGAGAAGGUCUGGUUUCUGUCCUGCUGCCCCCUCUCCUCCUUCACUUCACUCUCUUGUCUUAUUAAGGGAAGGCGAUGCUCCGAUCCAUCCACACCAGGACGUUCCUCCCUCUCUCUGUCUGUCUCUCUCUCUCGUGUCUGUUACACUUAGAUCGUUUUGCGUUUUCUACUAGUUUGUUUUGACUCUUGACUGUCAAGUGUGUGGCUAACAGACAUGUUUUGAAUCUCCUAGGAAAAGAUAGGGCUUUUCUGAUGUCACACGUGAAUGUCUAGUAAGGUUAAGGAGAGACGGCUGCUCCUCCCAUACAAACUAAACAAUAACAAGGGGCUUGAUUGAAACUGAAACUUCUUUUUUUUUUUCAUGCACUGUUAGUCCCGGGCCCCUCCCUAAAAAAAAAAAGGAGAAGAAAAAGAAACAGCUCUUAACUGUUUUUGUUUUGGUAGUUUUUCGGUCUUCCACCCCACUCUCACAGCAAAGCUGUAUGGCACUCUCUCAGAUGACACACUGUCGUACCCCCCCAUAUACCGCUGUACUCGGCCAGAAUGUAGUGCACUAUAUGGUUAGUCAUUUGAGAUUUGUCCUGUGUUUUCUAGCAUUACCGUGUGACUCCAGACGAGGCGGUUGCAUCCUGUUUUUGUCUUUUUGUAUUUUUAUUCAAUUCAGCGCGAGUUUGCAGUAACUGCCUCCUACAGUGUUAAUACACUGUACGUAUGUUGGUGUGAUGGUACACGGUUGCCAUUCGUGGCCCCCGCUUUGUUUUUUGUUUUUCUUUGCGUGAACAUACAUGGAAACAGCUCAUAGAAUGAGAUAAGCCAUGACUACAGAAUUAAAAACGACACAGCUGAUUCUCAAAAGGGCUUCCUCCGACUGCACAGACACACGAUCAACAUUUUCAGGCUCACACAGUAGGUCGAAUCAAAACUCUUUAUCCUUUAUGGCAGCUAGUAGCUUAGGUCAUCCAGGGCUUCCAGACACUCUGUGUUCAAAUCCCAGCAGCUGCAGAAUGUUUUUCUUGUUUUUAAUAUUAUUCUUAUUCUUUUCUAACUGUCCCUACGCGGUCAUCACAUGCGGAUCCUGUUAGUUUGAGUGUAGGACGUGGCAGCGUGUGUGUCCUCCCUGGACGUUUUAAAUAACAAGGAGGGGAGAAAAAAAAGGGGGUAACUCUACUUGAGUAAAUAAUCUCGUGGAAACGGGCAGAUGCUGCUGUGCUUUGGUGCUCCAGCCAGUUUAAUGUUACACUUAUUUGCUGUCUGACUGUUCGUUUGCUACUUGGGUGACGAGGGCAGUAGCUCCACAGAGGAAUCUUUAUAAGCCGCUGUCCUGGUUGAGCGCAGCAGUGCACUAAUUCAUGUGUCCACACGUGUAGGAAAAACCUGCCCAGGAGCUGAACCGAUAGUCUUCGAAGUGAAGACUGUCCCAUGGUGCUUAGGUGCAACUCCCUACUGAAACGCGGUGACGAACAAACCCAAAUGGCAGUGGGGAGGCUUUAUUUUAUUAUUAUUAUUAUUAUUAUUAAUAUUAUUAUUAUUAUUUUCUAAGUUCUCCAGCGCACUAUAGACCUGACGACCCUGUUCUUAUUGUGGCUGAAUCGGGCAGCCCACCCUCCUCGUUUAGGCGUUUGUCAAACGUCAACAUUUCGUCUCAAAACACUCAGAACAGAUUGCAGGGCUGCGAGUGUGUCUGAAUGAACAGAUGAGUCGUGGACGGUCGUGUGAGUCUGUCGUGGCCAAUCUUUUUUAAAGUCCUUCUUCAGACUGUCCCAAGUUGACGUGUUAAAGGAAUAAAAACGUAUUGUUGUGUUCGCCAGAAGGGUCUAACGUAAAAUCCUGGACGUUGCACCGGGAUGUUUCUGGCCAAUGACAUAAUGUUAGGGUUUAAUGUACAGUAGUUUAAUUGUUUUAAAAGGUACAAAGUUUUUCAGAUUGACUGCUGAUUUUUAUUUUAUUUUUUUUAGCCAAACUUAUCCCCUCCCCCAUUUCCUUCCUUAAAGGUUUGAAAACAGGGUUUCCUGAGGCAUGCUAGCCAGUGACCUCUGACCUUUUUUUUUGUGAUUAGAGGGGAGGGGGUGCGAAGAGAGCCACGCCAGUAAGGGGUGACAGACGCCCCUCAAGCCUCCGCUCUCCUAUUUUUUGCUUUAAGUCUCUUUGUAUGCAGAACCAAAAUGUAAAACAAAGUCGGCAAACUAGGUUUCAGGCCUGACCUGUGUGUGUAUAUACCCUGAAUACAAUCAUUGGGAUCUUGUUUUCAAAAGCAAAAUGAGUUAAUUGAAAAUAAGUGUAGUUUCUAAAGAACAUGUAUCAUUAUUUGUAAGUUAACCAUCUGCAUGUCUUCAAGCCACCUGGCAUUAGCUAAUAAUUUUUAAGAUAAAAAAAACAAAAAAAACUUUUUACACAUUUUAUUUUUUACAAUUUAUUUGCUUACCUAAAUAUCCCAGACAAUAAUGUGACCCUUUUUAUUACUUCAAAUUUAUUUUUAUUUUCCAUUUUUUUAUUUUCCUUAUUUCCUGUGUACUACAUAUAGGCAAUUUAUAACAAAAUGAGAAAAAUUAUUGAAGAAAUUUUAAAAUUGAAAUAUAUUUUAUUUGAAAGUUUAUGGACCUUUUAACCGUGAGCCGGGAGAAUUGUAUAAUCGUAUAAUUUGAGCUGACUUGACGGUUAUGAGAAAUGUAUCAAGAGUUUUAUUUUUUAUGCUUCUUUAAUAAAGUCUUGUUUUUGGUUUCAUUUUUUUAC